Molecule: messenger RNA, 2055 nt
Organism: Cladocopium goreaui
Lineage: Eukaryota; Dinophyceae; Suessiales; Symbiodiniaceae
Source: the annotation of a GenBank genome assembly
AUGGCAGAAAAGACGCGUGAUGGUAUCAAGUCUGGCCCUGCAGGCCGUCCAUGUGAUGAGAAUUUUGAUGCAUGUUUGGACAGUCCUGAGUUUCUGAACCUUUUGCAGCAUCGUUUUGCUCCUCCUGCUUCAUCUCCGGGACCUUCCAAGCAGAAACCUUCGGAAGAGCCUGCCACCAAGAAGCCCAAAACGGGCCCGCAAAACUUGAAAGGUGCUUCAAAGGGAAAUUUCAUGAGAGUCCCGAGUGAGUUGUUGGCCUUGGGAUGUGUAGGUGCUACGACCAAAGGCCAUCGUUUGUGCUUCGACUACAACUUGAGGAGAUGCAAGCUGCCCGUCAAGGAUCAGCGCUGCGGCAAGGGAUUGCACUUGUGCGCGGUUAAAGGUUGUCGAAAGAUGCACAUGGCAGUUGAGUGUCCCGAUAAGGGAAAUGCUGCGCGGGAGCAUGGGUACAGAGUUCUCCCAGUUGACUGCAAGAGGAAUCGACAUAAGCCUCGGUGUCGCAUUGUCUCCUUGGAUUUGUCAGAGGCCCAUGCUUGGGAGGUUUUGGAGUACAUUGUCGACACUUGCGAUGUGGUGGCGGUGCAUUUGGCGCCUAAGAAGACCUCCUUUCUGAGCAACAGAUCUGGCAUUCACAUGAUGCAAAAGUUUUGUGGGGACGUGGAACCUCACGAACAUGCUCCGUGGGGCAUUUCUGCUGAUGGAGGUUUUGCAACGGCGUUGGAAGCCCAAUACCCGGAUGCUAUGUGUGAACAAUUGGUGAAAUUUGUGGAUGAAUUGUGCUCCGACAAGGGCAUCAAGAUAUCGCCUGCGAGCUUGCAGCAACCUCGAGCGCACAGGUGUCUUUUUGAACAUCUGACCAAGUCCCCUAUGGAUCUUGUCAAGUUGAGGAUCCAGAGGUUGAAACUGUGGACAUCCUGGGCGCGUGACUUGGCCAAAGACGAGAGCGAAUACAAGUUGACAUUGGACCCCAGGGUGAGAGCAGUCCUGGGAGCAAAGCGCCUGCUCCUCAUGAAGAAAGUUGCGGAAGAAAUUGGAUGGCCUGACACUGAGUUGUUCAGCGAGCUUGCAACUGGUUUCAGACUGGUUGGUAAUGCGACUCGGUCGAACGUUUUUCAACAGGGCCUCAAGGCCGCGACACUUAGCGAAGAACAACUCAUGCGUGAUGCAAAGUUCCUCAAGCCUGCUUUGCUUGGGAAGAUUCGUGCCAGUGGAGGUGGCGAGCAUUCAAGUGCUCUUUACGACAUCACUGAGAAGCUUUUGCCGUUUGAGCGCAGCGCCGAGAUCCUUGGCGUGGUGUUCGACCUUGGCCUUAGCAGUGAGGGCCGUGUCUCCAUCUCGAAUAAGCCCUCCAGAGUGGAGGAGUUGAAUGAUGCCUUGCUUGGCAUAUUGAAUGAAAAAUUUGUGAUUCCGACUUCUAUGCCGUCGGUCCUGGGGAAGUUGCAGUACGCCGUCGUGCUUGAAGAAUCCCAGCUCAAGGCGUUUGAGACUCUCAGGUGCCGGCUUUGCUCAGGCCGACCAAAGACUUCCCUUGCUGAUGACGUAGAGAAGCCAGUCUUGAUCUUUACUGACGGGGCUCUGGAAUAUGAAGGUGAUGCUGCAAAGGCGACCAUUGGCGGGGUUUCCCUAAAGCCGGAUGGCGCUUGCGAAGUCUUUGGUUGCGCAGUCCCGGACGAUGUCUUGAAAAGGUGGCAAGACGGCGGAAAGACUCAUGUGAUUGGCCUCGUUGAAUUGUAUGCCUGCGUCGUCUCGCUCUUGCAUUGGAAGCCUGACGUGUCGUCCAGACGCGUCAUCCUCUUUGUCGACAACUGGCCUGCGCUUGAUGUUUUGGUCAAGGGCACGUCGCUCCAGCCUGAAUGGAGAGAGCUUCUUUUGCUUCUUGAGGACCCGGUGGAAGACAACUUCAUGCUUUGGAUCGCACGCGUGCCUUCAGCUUCGAAUGUUGCAGAUCACCCUAGCAGAGGGUCUCUCAAGGAGCUUGAGUUUCUGAGGCCUUACAAAUGCGUACAGCCGUUUUGCCCAGUGACGAAGCUUCCUUUAAAAUCCACAGUGUGCUAA